AUGUACUUCUCAAGAGCAGCUAUCUUCUCCGCCGUCCUCGGCCUCGCGUGCGCCCAGGAGUCUUCCAUGACCGCCUCGGGAUCUAUGGCUAUGGCCUCCGCCACUGAGCCAACUCUCUCCUCAGCCGUCCUAGGCAGUGCCUCGACAUCCCAACCAACUGCGAUGACCGGCAUGGUCAUGACACACGUAGUCCAAGUCGGAGGUCCAAAUGGAAGUCUAACCUUCUCUCCAUCCAAUGUUGUCGCACAACCAGGAGAUCUAGUUCAGUUCCAAUUCCACCCCAAGAACCACUCGGUCGUCCAAUCCACAUUCGACAAUCCAUGCACGCCCAUCCAAAACAUCAUGUCCAACAAGACUGACGCCUUCUUCUCCGGCUUCAUGCCCACAAACGCCUCUUUGACUGCUACAAGCCAAGUCCUCACCUACACCAUCCGCGUCGCAGAUGCAAAGCCAGUUUGGUUCUACUGCUCCCAAGGCAAGCAUUGUCAGGCUGGUAUGGUUGGUGCUAUCAACGCUCCCACAUCCGGCAACAAAACAAUGUCCGCCUUCGUCGCCCUUGCUGCCCAAGCUACAGAGAACCUCUCCCCUGGUCAAGCAGCUGGUUCAGGUGGUCAGACAGGAAACACACCGACGAGCCCUUCGGCCGGUGGCGGCGCAAACUCUGGUACUGAGGGCACUGGCAGCGGCGCAGCGGGCGGUGCUAGUGGUUCUGCUAGCGGUGCUCCUGCUCAGGCUACUGCUAAUGCUGCUGCUGGUGGUUUUAGCGCUCAGAGCUUUGUUGGGGCUGCUGCCGCGGUUGUUGCUGCGGUUGUCGUUUUGUAA
Messenger RNA from Alternaria atra, 822 nucleotides. RefSeq lists its product as uncharacterized. Gene Ontology annotation, molecular function: electron transfer activity; copper ion binding. The transcript is spliced from 3 exons. Lineage: Eukaryota; Fungi; Ascomycota; Dothideomycetes; Pleosporales; Pleosporaceae. The coding region runs from base 1 to 822 and encodes 273 amino acids. The record is from RefSeq and is a predicted model, not a curated record.